Messenger RNA from Eleginops maclovinus (Patagonian blennie), 4706 nucleotides. RefSeq names its product oxysterol-binding protein-related protein 1-like. Gene Ontology annotation, cellular component: intracellular membrane-bounded organelle; cytosol; plasma membrane. The transcript is spliced from 28 exons. Bases 130 to 3036 code for a protein of 968 amino acids. Gene Ontology annotation, molecular function: cholesterol binding; protein binding. NCBI's taxonomy places the organism in Eukaryota, Metazoa, Chordata, Actinopteri, Perciformes, Eleginopidae. The record is from RefSeq and is a predicted model, not a curated record.
GUCAGCUGAUUGACAUGAUCAAAUUUCGAGUACUGUUGUUCGGUCUUUAAACUGUGCCUUGAACCCUCAAACACUCGCGAAAGUUGAUUAAAGUAGGAGUUUAAAAUCUUUCCCUGAGGUGAAGUGGUGAUGGAGGCAGACACACUUGAGAAAAAGCUACUCCUCUACGCUAAAGAAGGCAAUUGUUCUCAUAUUCAGAGCUUCCUUCAGUCGAGGAUCAACCAAAGCAGCUCUCUGAACAUCAACUGCAGAUCCAGAUCUAAAGCCAGUUUAGGAUGGACCCCCCUUCACCUGGCCUGCUACUCUGGACACAGGGAUGCUGUGGAGGAGCUGCUUAAGGCAGGUGCUGAUGCUAAUUUGCAGAAUGACAUGGGCGACACACCUCUACACAAAGCAGCCUUUGCUGGGAGAAAGGAGAUUGUCCUCUUGCUGCUGCGGUAUGAUGCCUGUUCCAACAUAAUCAAUGGAACAGCUCAAAUCCCUAAAGAUGUCACAGAGGAUGAUGAAAUCAUUACAAUGCUGGAGGCUGCAGAGAGAAGAGAGAAAAGGCGGUGGGAGGAGAAGCUUCUGGAAGCAGCCAGAGAGGGGGACAUCUCCACUCUUUCUAAAAUGCUCAGUAGAGGCGAGUCUCCAGAUAUUCACUGCAGGGACUCUGUGGGGAAUACUCCCUUACACUGUGCAGCCUACAGGGGGCAGAAGCAGUGCAUUAUAAAGCUACUCAUGUCUGGAGCCAGCCCCAGUAUUAAAAACAACCAUGACCAGACUGCUUUAGACCUGACCCGCAGUGAUGAACUAAGACUGAUUCUAGCAGCCUAUCAAGUCAAGGAUGAGAGCAGUGGUGUGCAGAAGAUUGAAGGCCCUCUUUGGAAGAGUUCACGCUUUCUUGGAUGGCGAACCCACUGGGUGGUCAUUGAGAAUGGAACGCUCUCCUGGUACCCCAGAAAGGCUGAUGCGCUGGCUGGUGUCAGAAAACAAGGGUGUAAGUCUCUAACAAAAGCCUACUGCAUGGUCAAACCAUGGGAUCAUUGCUUCUUCAUGCUUAGGUGCUUUGAUGACACAGUACAUUAUUUUAAGGUCUCCUCAAAGACAGAUUCAGUGGCAACAAGAAAAAGAUGGUUGGAUGCGUUUGAGGCACAUUCAUAUCACAGCACUCACCACUGCACCCAAGAAGAAAUGAUCAACAAUUCAAAUGUCUAUGCUGAAGAGACAGUAAGAAAUCUGUCACAAGCCCUUCAGGCAGCCAACGCUUCCCAGCAGAAAUUGGAGAGUGAAGUGUCAAUAUUUCUAUCAAUGGUGAAGAAUGAGGAGAACAGUGCACUCCCUGCCCCACUUCUACUGAAAUCCAAAGAGAUCAGUGAGCUCUCCAAUGAAACCUGUGCUGCUCUCCAUCUGUGCCUUGAACUGCUCUCAAAACAGGAGGAGGUGUGGAGCCUGCAGUUGGAGCAAGAGGAGGAGAAGAACAAAGCUCUGACUGAGGCUCUGGAGACCUUAUCAACCGAGCACUACGACUUCAAGCAAUCCUUGAGUAAGAGCAGGAGGUCAUCCACCCUCAGUACCCUCACGGAAGAUGACUUCUAUGACGCUGUGUCAGAGUCGGAGUCGGAGCUCUCGGUGAGCGGCUUCCUGUCUGUGGCCAGUCCCUCCUGUGAAGAGGACGAGGGCAGAGACGCCCCUCUUCUCAGCAGUCGCCGCCGUCCCAGCGCACUGAGGGGGCCUACCGGAAUGUCAGGGGAGGGUAACCAUGGCAACCAACCCGCCCAACAGAACGGAGUGGAGAAGCAAAGGACAUCACUACCGGCUCCCAUGUUCUCCAGGAAUGACGUCAGUAUCUGGAGUAUCCUGAAAAAAUGCAUUGGCAUGGAGUUGUCAAAGAUUGCCAUGCCUGUGAUAUUUAAUGAGCCUCUGAGUUUCCUGCAGCGAUUAUCAGAAUACAUGGAGCACACCUACCUCAUCCACCAGGCCAACACAGCAACAGACUCCGUUGAGAGGAUGAAGUGUGUUGCAGCAUUUGCUGUGUCAGCAGUAGCGUCGCAGUGGGAGAGGACUGGGAAACCCUUCAACCCCCUGCUGGGGGAGACCUAUGAGCUCAUCAGAGACGAUUUGGGCUUCAGGUGGGUGUCGGAGCAGGUUAGCCACCACCCUCCAGUCAGUGCCUUUCAUGCUGAAGGCCUCAAAGAGGAUUUUGUCUUCCAUGGCUCUAUCUACCCCAAACUCAAGUUUUGGGGUAAAAGUAUAGAAGCUGAGCCGAAAGGACUCAUCACCCUGGAGCUGCCCAAAUAUAAUGAGAGCUACACCUGGACAAACCCCACCUGUUGUGUCCACAACAUCAUUGUUGGUCAGCUUUGGAUUGAGCAGUAUGGCAGCGUGGAAGUGAUAAAUCACAAGACUGGAGAGAGAUGCAGCAUGAUGUUCAAACCCUGUGGCCUCUUUGGGAAAGAGCUACAUAAAGUGGAGGGAUUCAUCCUGGAUAAAAGCAAAAAGAAGCUCUGUGCAAUAUAUGGCAAAUGGACUGAUUGCCUUUAUACAGUAGACCCCACUUCCUUUGAUGCCUACAAGAAGAGUGACAAAAAAAAUCUGGAUGAAAAGAAGGGGAAUAAACAGAGCAGUGUGGACGAAGAGCCGGAGGAGGUUCCCCCACCUGAUGCUGAGGCAGUGACGGUGAUCCCAGGCAGCGAGCUCAUCUGGAAGAUAACGCCACGCCCAGACAACUCCGCCAAGUUCUAUGCAUUCUCUUCCUUCGCCAUGCACCUAAAUGAGCUGGAGAAGAGCAUGGAGGAAGUUAUUCCCCACACAGAUAGUCGAUUCAGACCUGACAUAUGCGCCAUGGAGAAUGGAGAUAUAGAUUUGGCAAGUGCAGAGAAGAAGAGAGUUGAGGAAAAACAGAGAAUGGCCCGGAAAAAUCGCACCAAAUCCACAGAUGAAUGGAAAAACAGGUGGUUUCAUCAAGGACCCAACCCUCACACCAAAGCUCAGGACUGGCUCUACUCGAAAGGCUACUGGGAGAGAAACUACACUAAUCUGCCUGACAUCUACUAAUAUGAAUACACACAAAUAGCAUACAAAUGGAUGUCUCCUUUUAACAUCUUUUGAAUUGUAUCCGCUGAACUGGGGUUCGUGCAAGGGCUCCUUAUGAGAUGCAACUAUAGAGUGGUGCAGGAAUGAAUCCUUGAAUCCGGAAAUGAGUUAGCAUCUUUCACCUCCAGGUCCUCUGUGACAAAGUCAAUAUGUUUUUUUGUAAUAUGCUUUUGAUGGUUAAAUGACUGGGGUUGGUGAUUUACACUAGCUUAAGAUAUUGUUCUGUUCUGUUGCUCAACAUGAGUACUACACUUGUGAAUUUGGAAGCUUUUACCUGUCUUUAAAUAGGCGGUUGCUAACAAGUGGCUAAAUUAAACUACUAAGCAGUAUCACGCCAAACACUGUUCUGCCUUUAUUGUAGUGGUUGUGACCUCAGCUAUGCAACUGUGUAGUUGUUUAUAGCCUAACGUUAGCUAUGGUCUCCUGGCGGUUGAAUUUAUGCCUCAAAAAUAGAUGUGGCUUUAAUUUGUGCCACUGAGAUAUUUAAGAGUAUAAUCCAAAACCUGAUAGAAAAAUCUUAUUGACUUCUUAUUAUGGGAACCAAUCGAUGCUAACUUCCAGGUCGGCCUGCAAAAAAGCGUCGUCCCUGCACCACCUAAUAUCAUGGAGUUCAUACUGAACACAAGGUAGGGUUAAACAAAUAUGGUUGAUAAAAAUGUGAACAAUGAAGCACAAAAGCGUUUCUUAUUUGUUGUGGUUCUUGUCCACUUCAGUAUGGUAUAGGCAUGUGUUGGAAAAACUAGAAUGUAUUUUAGAAAUAUUUAUUUAUAUGUUAAGAUAGAUGGAGUGUUUAAACUGCAACCUUAGUUUUGUUGUUUGUAGUUUGUGCCUAAUUCCUGCUAGGUGUGGAAAAAUGUUCCUUCAGUGCAGAGACACACGAUGCAGCAAACCAACUCAUUGGCUACAGUGGAGUGCAUGAUGCAUCUUGAGCACACUGAUAAGACGUUUAUUUAACUUGGACACUGAUUCUACUUGUGCAUGCAUACUAUAAUGCAAUGAGGUCUGCAAAUAGGCCAUUUGGUAACAUUCCCUAUGUUUUCAAUUUGUAGCUAAAUUAAUGGUGCAUGUAAUUUGACUAAUUCAACAGAUUGUUUUCAGUCUCCUGCAAUCAAUUGUGCAUCUCUGUUUAACUGUUUCCCUGCAUCCUGUGAGUGAAAUGUCACCACAUCCAACAAGAAUCGUAGCCGCUACCACAACAACAAAGCUUUUUUCAUAAUAAAUAUUUAAAAUAUAAUAACAUUAAGUCCUUAAAUAUGUACUUUAUAGAUGUGUAUAGAGACUAAAAGCGUUGCACAUAACGUCUACCUGACUCUGGACACAGUAGCACUUUUUCUAACAAGACUAAAGCAGGGACUCUGGCUCUGCACUUAUAAAAUGUGUCUGUGUUUGUUUAAGUCUUGCCAUAGUGGAUUAUAUUUAGCUAUAUAUCUAUUUAAAAUGCAACUAUGACAAUGAACGCAUGUGCAUCACUAUAACUAUGCAAGCCUUUCCCUCACAAUCAAGCACUGAAUAUUCCCUUUCUAAUGUUGUGGAUAGCUGCUGUAGGUUCUAGGUGUUUUUCUGUUAUUGCUCUUUUGGGUAUCAGAACAGAGUUUCUAUUGUUGCUAAAUAAAAGCUUAAUGUUGAUUGAA